AUGGAAGCUGGAUCUUUUGUCCCUGCAAAAUGGGUACCGCAGAUGGCAUCAACGGCAGAGAUAUUAGAGACGUUACUUGAAAAUCCCCCUUCCGCACCACACGGGAUAGCCUACAAUUACCUUGUUCCCAACAUUCGCGGCCUCGAAAAUCUCAUCAAGAUCUUUCAAGCGAAGCAUGCACAAAACCCUACAGGACAACCUACACCGCCUCCAUCUCCUCACCCUGAACAAUCCCAAGGUCAAGAUCCCAUAACGUCGACCUCCAAUUCCACCGAGGUCUCCUUAUUUGCUGCAGCAACGGAGACUUUCUCUCAGAAAAACACAAAUUGCAGUAUUGCAGAGAGCAUGGAACGAUGCAAACCAAUAAUGGAGCUAGCAAAGCAACACAAUAUUCGAGUGCGUGGUUAUGUGUCAGUGGCACUGGGAUGUCCGUAUGAGGGUCCCGAUGUUGAUCCCCACAAAGUGGCCGAGAUCACUGCCACUCUAUUAGAGAUAGGCUGCGAUGAAGUCUCGGUCGCAGAUACAACUGGCAUGGGAACAGCGCCUCGGACAAGGAAGCUGCUUCAAACCUUGAAAGAGGCUGGUAUCUUAGACGAGGAUCUAGCGCUUCAUUUUCAUGAUACUUAUGGUAUGGCCCUCGUCAAUACUGUGGUCGGCCUGGAGCACGGUGUCAGAAUAUUCGACAGUUCAGUCGGAGGUCUAGGUGGAUGUCCAUACAGCAAGGGUGCCACAGGCAAUGUUGCGACCGAAGAUCUACUUCAUUUGUUGCACAGUCUGGGAUGUGAGACUGGAGUGGAUAUGGUGAAGAUGGCUGAGAUUGGACAAUGGAUCACGGCACAAUUGGGCAGGCCUAACGAUUCAAGAGCGGGAAAAGCCACUUUGGCAAGGCUGAAAGACAAUUAA
Messenger RNA from Rhinocladiella mackenziei CBS 650.93, 903 nucleotides. RefSeq lists its product as uncharacterized. The record is from RefSeq and is a predicted model, not a curated record. Bases 1 to 903 code for a protein of 300 amino acids. Lineage: Eukaryota; Fungi; Ascomycota; Eurotiomycetes; Chaetothyriales; Herpotrichiellaceae. The transcript is spliced from 2 exons. Gene Ontology annotation, biological process: ketone body biosynthetic process; L-leucine catabolic process. Gene Ontology annotation, molecular function: hydroxymethylglutaryl-CoA lyase activity.